CGGCGGCGGCCCAAGAUGGCGGAGCUGCAGCUGGACCCGGCGAUGGCGGGGCUGGGAGGGGGUGGCGGGAGCGGGCUGAGCGACGGGGGUGGCCCGGGUCGGGGACCCCCCAGCCCUCGCCCCGGUGGCCCCACGCCCCGCGGGCACGGCCGCCCGCCCGCCGCCGCCGCGCAGCCGCUGGAGCCGGGUCCCGGACCGCCUGAGCGGGCAGGGGGCGGUGGCGCGGCGCGCUGGGUCAGGCUGAACGUGGGCGGCACCUACUUCGUGACCACCAGGCAGACCCUAGGCCGGGAGCCCAAGUCUUUCCUCUGCCGCCUUUGCUGCCAGGAGGACCCGGAGCUGGACUCGGACAAGGACGAGACAGGGGCCUAUCUGAUUGACAGGGACCCCACCUACUUUGGUCCUAUCCUAAACUACCUCCGCCAUGGGAAACUCAUCAUUACGAAGGAGUUAGCAGAAGAAGGUGUGCUGGAAGAAGCGGAGUUUUACAACAUCGCGUCUCUUGUGCGCCUGGUUAAGGAAAGGAUACGGGACAAUGAGAACAGAACUUCACAAGGCCCCGUGAAGCACGUGUACAGAGUCCUGCAGUGCCAAGAAGAGGAGCUUACCCAGAUGGUCUCCACUAUGUCCGAUGGUUGGAAAUUCGAGCAGCUUUGUGCUUAUGAUUGAAGUAUCAGAACAAAGCGACUGAGAGUCAGAAUUUUACUGUUUUCUUCCUUUAGAUGGCAGAAUUGUUCAUCUGUUAUCUUCAAAACAUAGGGAGGCUGAGCAUGAAUAGAAUGAAUAUAUUAUAAUUUAAAUGGAUCGUGCCUAUUUUUAUGUAGAGUUUAAGAGGUCAGUUGAACUUCACCAUAAGCUUACUUUCUAAAAUAAAAGUUACUCUAUGUGUUAACAGUAUUAUGUUAUAGAUCAAAUACACAGUCUCUGUCUUCAGAGCCAACACUGGAUUAUUCCUCACACUUAUCUUCCACUGCAGAUUCGAGUCUGCCUGUAUGUGUCAGCCUAGUUCUUGUUCAGGUGUGAGUUGCAAAAUGUUGCCAUAAUUCCAUUCCAGAAGUGUUUUCCCUGACAUAAGGUCCUAAGCAAAGGAUAUUUUGAAAACUUUUUAAAAGUAUACUCGGGGCCAGCCCGGUGGCAUAGUGGUUAAGUUCACACAUUCCGCUUCAGCGGCCUGGGGUUCACUGGUUUGGAUCCUGGGCAUGGACCUACUCACUGCUCAUCAAGCCAUGCUGAGGCAGUGUCCCACAUAGAAGAACUAGAAGGACCUACAACUAGGAUAUACAGCUAUGUACUGGGGCUUUGGGGAGAAAAAAGAAAAAGAGGAAGAUUGGCAACAGAUGUUAGCGCAGGGCCACUCUUCCUCAAAAAAAAAAAUAUACUUUGUGAAACUAGUGAAUAAUUUUUUAUCUUCCUUUUCUCAUCAUAUUAAUGUCCUGUGGGAGGACAAAGUAUGCUCCCAUUGACUCCGUUAUGUGGACGAGGAAGUUAAGGCACAGGAAGGCUGAGGUGUUUGUAGCUCAGUCAUUCAGCAAGUCAGUCAUGGUCUCCUGACUUGAGGCCGUGCAUGCUUGCCAGGACAACAUCAUCCUUGGGCUCAGCUUUUCCCUCUGCGUGUGUACUUCCUAUUGAGAACUAAAUCCUAAAUUCAGUUCUCCAAAAAGGUUAAAAGUACCAGCAGUAUAUGGCUUAUGGUAGCUAUUCAGUGAUUUGCUCUUUGCUUUCCCGAGCCUUCCAAGUGCCAGCCUCCUGUCUAGGACUUCUGUUUAAAGAUGAGCCAGCUCUGUAGCUCUGUGUAGUUGUUUUGGCUGAAGCAAGUGUCCAUUUUCAUUCACAGAAACAUUCCAUUUCACCUCAGUGUCUGCUAGAAGGAAUGUGACUGUGUUAAUCCUAGUUGCUGCCUUUAGGAUUGUUUCAGUGCUUGUGUGAGGGGGACAGUGGCAGAACUCAUACUUUUCCUCUUUGGGGAAGCUUUGUUGAUGACACCCUGAUGAAUAACUAAGACCCAGUUAUCCCCUGGGGCCUUGAUAGUCUCAGAGAAUUCUUCAUCCUUUGAGAAGCAGAACUACCGAGUUCAGUCAGGAGGAGGGUUUGGUUUGUGUGGCACUUUAGUUUUUUUUUUUAAUCGAGGUCAUGAUAGUUAAUAACGUGAAAUUUCAGUUGUACCUUAUUACUUGUCAGUCACCAUAUAAAUGACACUUUAGUAUUUUA
Diceros bicornis minor is the source of this 2208-nucleotide messenger RNA. RefSeq names its product potassium channel tetramerization domain containing 2 (gene KCTD2). Gene Ontology annotation, biological process: protein homooligomerization; proteasome-mediated ubiquitin-dependent protein catabolic process. The coding region runs from base 16 to 669 and encodes 217 amino acids. Gene Ontology annotation, molecular function: cullin family protein binding. Gene Ontology annotation, cellular component: Cul3-RING ubiquitin ligase complex; cytoplasm. The transcript has 5 exons. NCBI's taxonomy places the organism in Eukaryota, Metazoa, Chordata, Mammalia, Perissodactyla, Rhinocerotidae. The record is from RefSeq and is a predicted model, not a curated record.